Messenger RNA from Cyprinodon tularosa, 2664 nucleotides. RefSeq names its product eva-1 homolog Ba (C. elegans) (gene eva1ba). The record is from RefSeq and is a predicted model, not a curated record. Lineage: Eukaryota; Metazoa; Chordata; Actinopteri; Cyprinodontiformes; Cyprinodontidae. The coding region runs from base 204 to 695 and encodes 163 amino acids. The transcript is spliced from 3 exons.
UAUGUGUGUCUGUGUUUGUUCUCGUCUCAGGGUGGCCAAAUGAACUGUUUAGCCUGAAGACCAAAGAUCAUAGGCCUUGAUCCAACAGCAACUGAGCGGCCAGCGGAUAGAGAACACUGCAGACUUUCUUUACAUUAUGAGUCGGGACUGAAGAAUUCCUUUAGGAUUUCGUUUUGUGGUGUUACAAAGUGAAGAAAAUCACCAUGGAUGUCAAGAAAAAAGAAAUGGAUCUCCUUAGCAAUAGCAUUGCAGCUUUUGCACAUAUUAAAGCCAAUCCAGAAAGCUUUGGGCUGUACUUUGUCCUCGGAGUAUGCUUUGGUCUGGUGUUGACCCUGUGCCUUUUGGUAAUCCGCAUAUCAUGUAAGCCAAGGACAAACGUCGCUCAUCCCACUCCUGAAAAGAACCCCUUAAAAGACACCAGCAUGGAAGAUGAAGAAAGUGACGACGAUGAGGAGGAUGAUGGGGAGGAUGUAGAGGCAUCUGUUGCAUUGCCCAUCACUGAAAUUCCUGUUGGCAAUCAUACCAGCCAGUCAGACGGCACUUUAAGUGUGAACGUUUUUACUUCAGCUGAGGAGCUGGAACGUGCACAGAGGCUUGAGGAGAGGGAACGGAUCAUCCGGGAGAUCUGGAGGAAUGGCCAGCCUGAUAUCCUGGGGACAGGAACAGGGACUAUUGGAAGAGUGCACUACUACUAAUAUACAAAAAAGCUUUAAAGAAGCCUAGGAGCAACCUUGGGGCCUGGUGUCCUUUAAUCUGAGUGCUUCUGUUAGAUAUAAAGUGACUUGUGAAACAUAAAAAAAUGUUAUGGUGCCAAAUUUCAAAUUUUUUUCUUAGAGAGAGCCAAACUUUGAGAUAUUGCACUUCCUCUGUAGCAUGCUAUAUAUGUUAAUGUCAACUGUCUACAUGUACCUGAACCAAGAGAUGUCUUAACAGCCUCGUGAAAUUUGAGUGGAAUGAAUGGUAGAGCUGAAGGAUUCAAGGAGAAAUAAAAUUUUAAAUAUACAGCAGGGAAUAUAACUUUUGAACAUUGCACAUUUUUUCUCAGUUAAUAUAUUCCUAGCUGGCUUUUUGAUGUAAACUUACCAACAAAUGUCUUUAAACGGGAUUUUCAUUUGAAUAAUUAUAUUAGCUGUUCUUCCAGCAGCCUCUUCUGUGUGAGUUUUGCCCAUUUUGGUGAUUAGGCUCCCCUUUAGGGAAGCUGAAAAAGUCUGAGACCUCUCACAGCCAAAAAACACAUUUUAACAACUUAGACAUUAGCUAAAAAAAAAAAAAACAGUUGCUGUCACUGUGCAGAUUAGCUGCUAAAGAGCUCCUUAGUUUCCACUAUGAGCAGAAGUGAUUUCACUCUGCCUCACAUCAUUUCUCACUGUUCUGAGAAAGUGGCCAUUUAUUUACUGUGCAGGCACAGCAAGGUCAAGUUAAGUGCCUCUUUAAGGGGGCGAGUUAAAGCUUUAUGUAAGAUGCUGAUGACCUCUUGCUUUUCCAGAACAGGAAGGGAUUGGUGCUAUAAGGGCAAUAUUUCUGAGGAAUUCUUAGACUUGCAUUUAUCAAGUUAAAUACCACUUUGUGCAUUAUUUUGAUGAAGGGUUAGUAUUAUAACACUUAAAAGUUUUAAAGAGUAAAUUUUGCAUGAUAUAGGCCACGAAAUUAAACAAAAGAGCUGACUCCAAAGGUUCAUCUUCAUCACAGAUCAGAUCUUUAGUCAUUCUAUUAACUUCUGUUAUUCUAACAAAUGUAUGUUCUUUCUUUAAAACUUACUGAGUGUUUUAACAUCAAAAUAAUUAUCUUGUUUCAUAAUUUACUCUCAUUCCAUCAUGGCAGUCUUUGUAACAUGUCAUUACUAUUUUUAUUCUAACUUCCUUCAGUUUUAUGAAGUAUUUUGAACAUAAGCCCAUCACAAUGAAGUAACCAUGUCUAACCUUUGCAGCUGGAACAUGGUUUUCAACUCUUCCUAAAGGUAAAAAAUGGUUUACAUGGUUUUUGGGUCAUGUAAAAUGACAUUUUUUCGAACAUGUUGUUUUUAGAAUGAGACCUAAAGUGUGCAGUUUAAGUCUUCCGAGUUGGAACAUAUUCUCUGAAUGACUCACAAUGUUCUGCAGCAAGCUUUAAAUGAGUGUCAACAUAUUGUUUUUCAGGAGGGGAAUUUAGCCAAAUGAGUUUGGUGUGAAUGUCAUGAUGGCUGCACAUACCCUUUUAGUUAAUGGGUAGUUUGUAUUUGCUGAUUCUAGGUGUUUCUGAAUCUUUGUUGGUGGUCACUGGCUCUUGGAGAGAUCAUCUGAAAAUUCAUUGGAUAUAGUUAUGGGUUUUUUAUGAGACAAUCAUUUUUGUUCCACUUCAAGAUAAUGAUCCAAUGAGUGCAUUCUGGAACAUUCAAUAGUUUAAAUAUGUAUCUAACUAAUGAUAUCAGUAUAAUUCAAAACAAUAAGAUUACAAGAUCUUGAUAGAUCUCUUUCUUUACCCAUCAUGUCAUGUUUCCUAUGAGAUACCUUGGUAAUGAGAAAGCUGAUUAUCAUCCUACACUAAUCCGGUCAUAUAUAAAGUGGUAUUGCAAUAAAGCAAAGAUGUAAUGAUGGAUUUGAACUGUCUGCUUCUGGCUUCUCACCCAUUUAUCUUUGUCUGUUCAAUAUUAAUUCCCUGUUUUAUUAAAUGUCAUUACACAUCCUU